This is a messenger RNA of Peniophora sp. CBMAI 1063, 430 nucleotides long. NCBI's taxonomy places the organism in Eukaryota, Fungi, Basidiomycota, Agaricomycetes, Russulales, Peniophoraceae. The record is from the annotation of a GenBank genome assembly.
AUGGAGCAAGAACAUUCCCCUUUUCCAUCUCUACUCGCCACCCUCAAGAGCAAUGCGACCACUUUCUAUGCCAAAGCUUGGGGGGUGCAAUGGCCUCGUCAGACAAGGACCUCUAUUGCCCCUUUGAAACAUCAGCCAAGCGAUAGCGACUCGCAUCAGAUAAACACUCACAAGGAACCUACCACAUAUACCGAGCCAGAUGAGGGGCCCCAUGCCAUUCAAACAGAGACGUACGAGUACGAAUAUGACUGCCUCACCGACAUAAAUUCGCUUGUACGGGCUUUCCGCCCCGUCUCGAACGUCGACGUCGAGGACUCGACCUCGGAUGUGCUCGUCGUGUUGGCCGACUACGACCUGCUCGUCGACUUCUUAAUGAAUGGGCAUGCUCAGGACAUAAGAGCCAUGGCAGUAACUGGACAGCCUGGAUGCG